CUGUGAAGGACAUGAGAGAGAUCUAGCUAGAGAGGAGGGACACAGAGAUGGAAGUGAUCAUGGCCAAGAUUGAGGAAGAAGAAGAAGUGAUGGCUCCUGGGUUUAGAUUCCACCCUACAGAUGAAGAGCUUGUAGGGUUUUAUCUGCUGAGAAAAGUGCAGAAGAAGCCUCUCCGAAUCGAACUCAUCAAACAGAUUGACAUCUACAAAUACCAUCCUUGGGAUCUUCCAAAGAGCAAUGGGGUGGACGGAGAAAGAGAAGGAUACUUCUUUUGCAGAAGAGGGAGAAAGUACAGAAACAGCAAGAGGCCCAACAGAGUGACAGUGAGUGGGUCUGGUUUCUGGAAAGCUACAGGCAUUGAUAAACCUAUCUAUGGAGAUGGAGAUGGAAACGGCGUCGUAAUUGGCCUCAAGAAGUCAUUAGUGUACUACCAAGGAACUGCUGGUAAAGCCUCCAGAAAAACUGAAUGGAUGAUGCAUGAGUUUCGUCUUCCUCCUCCUAACAAUAACAACGCCAAAAAUAUUUCACAACCUGCUUCUGUUACUGCUGAUGAUCACCAUCUUCAUGAUGCUGAAGUGUGGACACUAUGCAAAAUAUUCAAACGAAUCAAAUCUCAGAAAAAGUACACACAAGCAGCCAUCAAACCCAGCCUAGCUCAUUCAAGUCCUGAAUCAGGCAACUUAAGAUAUGACAUCAAUGGAAACUCAUGCAUCACUUUUGAAAACCCACAGAUCAUUCAGCAAAAUGAUGAAAGAAAACAGAUUAUGAGGAACGUUGAAGAGGUUGAACAUGAAAGAAAUCACUUAUUUCUGAAUGAGUUAGCUCAAGCUGCACCAUCAGUAGUACUUACCCUAGCUUUUGGGACCCUGGUGUGAUGGAAGAGAAUAUAUUUGCCAAUGGAAACUGCGAUGAGCUUCAACCUAUGGUUCAGUUAGUUAUGGAUGAUCCAUCCAAUGUUUAUUAUUAUGAUUGUAUAUAGUUAUAUUUAAAUUGAUGUUCAAAGCAUUUUGACCCUCCGAUACCCAACUUUUCUUUGGGUUAAAAUUGGAAACUUUGAUCUGAGAUAUUAUUGUACCGUAUAAACAGAUUACAUGUUUUGACAUUAUUUUCAUUGUUUGAUUUGUUGUUUUGUCUUGAAUACAGCUUUCUGGGGUUUUAGCUACUUUUUCAGGUUAAAAACCCUAAAUUAGAUCUUCUACAA
This is a messenger RNA of Prosopis cineraria, 1201 nucleotides long. RefSeq names its product transcription factor JUNGBRUNNEN 1-like. Gene Ontology annotation, molecular function: DNA binding. The record is from RefSeq and is a predicted model, not a curated record. The coding region runs from base 48 to 875 and encodes 275 amino acids. The transcript has 3 exons. NCBI's taxonomy places the organism in Eukaryota, Viridiplantae, Streptophyta, Magnoliopsida, Fabales, Fabaceae. Gene Ontology annotation, biological process: regulation of DNA-templated transcription.